This is a messenger RNA of Pleurotus ostreatus (oyster mushroom), 2865 nucleotides long. RefSeq lists its product as uncharacterized. The transcript is spliced from 3 exons. NCBI's taxonomy places the organism in Eukaryota, Fungi, Basidiomycota, Agaricomycetes, Agaricales, Pleurotaceae. The record is from RefSeq and is a predicted model, not a curated record. Bases 1 to 2865 code for a protein of 954 amino acids.
AUGCGCCGCUUUGCCUCUGUAUUUUUACCAAAGCGUGACAAGAACGAAUCAAAGAAGUCGGCGACCGCUACUCGCAAAGCUGAGGAGGCUGCCUCUUUGGCGAUCCACACCGCCGUCUCGCCCGCUCAUCCACUUCCGCCGCCCCUCAACCUCACGUCCCACAGCAGCGAUCGCGCCCAAUCUUCUUCGUCUUCAACAGCGUCCGCCAGCAUACAGACCCCAGAUGAUGAGUCCCCGCUUUCUCGCUCCCUCACGAAAAAGUCGUGGAAGUCCUGGCUUGGUACGGUUAAGUCAGGCAAUUUGAAGCGAGGACAUCCCAACCACUCUCGGACUUCCCUUCACGCCCGUGAACCGAAGUACGACGCGGACAUCCACCCGCUCCCAUUUCUUCAUCUUCCUCCCCAGAGCAACAGACGGCUCAUUGAUUCCUCCACAUUUCGGCUUGAAACGACCGCACCGCCUUCCACGGAUGGGUCCGACGAUGCCAACAUAGCGCUCGCCAACGAUAUUGAUUCAAAUCAUCCGGAUCCUUUCAUUGCACGAGCAAAUGUCAGGAAGUUGACGCAACGGCGCCUUCAGGACGCGACAUGUUUGCCACCAUUUGCAAAUGUCACCGGAAGUCCCUUAUUCCCGAAAUCCUGUAACACACCUAGGCUUCCAAACCAACACGCCUUACUCGCGACCAUGUUUCGGCAACGCCUUCUACGGCAGUUGGAUGGUGAUGGAAUACCAAUGGACGACCCUGACAUCAUGCACUUCGCAUCGUUAGACCUCGGCCAAUACGUGCCGCCCCGAUCCAGCCUCAUGUCGUCUUCGAUUGACAUAUCGUUUGUCCCCACAGAUUUUCAUGUUUCAGGGUUCAGCACUGGUGUACGGCGCUGGAUAUCCCGACCAUGCUUUGAAGACAGAUAUCUAGUGUGGUUAUCGGAAGAUGGUGUAAUCGUUCGUAAAGGUGUCUCUGGUACUUCCUUCGCAGUCCUAGACCUUGAGUUUUCCGAGGCAAUGGAGGCGAUGGCUGGUUUUGAUGUGGGCUCACCAACCCCCAUGGAUGCCGCUCCGACAUACGAGACCAUUGCUAGGAGAGCUCCUACCAUUCCUGUUUUCCACCUUCCUGAGCAGCCUAGUGCAACCCACGAGUGCGGUGCAAGCCCAGAUGCCCCCGUUGAUGUCCCCACCACCCAAGAUGGCGCAAGCACUGUGGUCAAUGAUGCUAGUUCCUCCCCGUCUUCGUCGCACUCUGAAGGCGAAGUGGAGGAGCCCAUCGUAUCACAAUCGCCCCUGCCUUCCUUCCCAGUACCUACAGUCAAGCGUGGUGUUCGAUUUGCAGACGACGUUCCCGACCGCCUCCCCGUUGGAUACGCACAAGGAAUGAAGAAGCGUCGCGAAGAGAAGGCCAAAUUUCUCCGCGAGGAACAGGCACAACGGGCACUUGUAAUGGAGCGCAGAAAGAUUGAAGAGCAACGGCGACUCCUUGAGUACGAGAAGAGGCAAAGGGAGAAGGACCGCUUGGACUUUGAAAGGGAGAAACAGGCUUGGGAAAGGGAGAAGCGAGAGAGAGAAAGUGCUGAUAAAGAGAAACAAGAACGACGCGAGAAGGCUCUCAGGGACGAGGUUACUGCUGCCCGACUUCGAAGGGAGGCUCAACGAGCGGGGAACGUGCCUAGUGGGUUGAGAGAGUCGACGUAUGCCGGAUUAGAUGAUGGACCAGGGAGAUCGAAGCUUCAUCCUUCGUUCUCUUCGUCAACGUCCCUUCGCCAGGAUAGCCGAGAACGUAAUACCGCGGCCGGAGAAGUUUAUGACCCAACCUCUCGUGCCCGACCUCCCUCAAUUUCGGCUUCAACCCGACCUCCAACCACGAAUAUCAACAGCGCCUUGUCUCCAGCCACAGCUUAUGGACCUUCACAUACUCGUUCAUCUCCUUCGAACAGUGGGUCAUCUCCAGGCAGCUCAAGACCUCCCAGCCUUUCCGGCGGUGCUUCUUAUUCAAGCCACGCUCCCGAAGAUGCAGGUUCCAAGAUGAAGCGUCAUUCCGUAGCUUCAACCUCUUCAAGACCUUUCGUUGACCGUUCGUCCACUAUGCCUAGUUAUCCUACUUUCCAUGGCGGCCCCUUGCCAACGAUGUGGAAUGGGAGUCAACAAAGCCUCAACGGAAUGAUUAUGAUGGCGCCAGUGAAUCCGAUGAUGCCAGCCCAAAUGAACACCAUGAUGUUCCCUGGCGUUGGACUAGUUCCUUCGAUGAUGGACAUGCCAUUGCUGCCCCCGACGCCUCCAUUCAUGAUGCAACAGUAUCGCCGUAGCUCGAAUUCAAGUUCUUCAAGCCGUGAUCACAGUCUAGACCGACAGAGCUCUCGACAGCGAGAGAGCAGUCAAGGAAGUGGCAGGAGCAGCGGAAGCGAGCGGCUGCAUCAACGCCCCGCUAGCUCCGCUCCAUCUUCACCUCAGAACAGGCCGUCACAUUCCAGAAGAGGUAGUGCCGACAUGUCCCCCUCUGCGUUUCCUUCGUCAAAGCGUUCGUCCUCUGGCAUCAGCUUAAAUCACUCUUCAUAUCGUCCUGGGCCGUCAUCGUCGUCGUCGUCGCUUGCCCAAGGUAGUACUGCCAACCCCCACCGAUAUUCACAAACCCCUCCAUCCACCUACGAGCGUCCAUACUCUGAGCGUGGCCGCUCCCUCCACCCAGGGCAAUCUACCCGUAGUCCUAAUAACACAUCCCAACAAAUGCCGAGUCCAUGGACUGCUUUGCCAACCCGUCAUGGUGGCCUCCCCAGUCAAAUGUCCCCAAACUCAGAUCAACGGCAGUCCAAUUCACAGCAAGAACGGCCAGCUAUAAAACCUUCCGCAUCACGGAGACAAACUUUCCACACUUGA